Molecule: messenger RNA, 1340 nt
Organism: Ananas comosus (pineapple)
Lineage: Eukaryota; Viridiplantae; Streptophyta; Magnoliopsida; Poales; Bromeliaceae
Product: epimerase family protein SDR39U1 homolog, chloroplastic
Exons: 13
Coding region: 95-1156 (353 amino acids)
Source: RefSeq, a predicted model, not a curated record
CGCGCGCCCCACAUUUACCCGCGCUUUCCCUUCCCUUCCCUUCCCUUCGCCUCUAACUCAUCGCCCUCCUCCCCCCCAACCACACCGAACCCUAAUGGAGCUCCGCCGCGCCGCGCUCUCCUUCACCAACACCGCCCUCGCCCCCUUCUCCUCCCUCCCCAACCCCUCCCUCUCCGGGCGAGAUGGUAAGAGAUGGAGAGUGGUGUGCUCCAAUUCCACUAAACCAUCACAGGGAAGUCAGAUGGUGGUGUCAAUAACUGGAGCUACUGGCUUCAUCAGUCAAAGAUUGGUUCAGAAGUUGCUAGCAGAUGAUCAUAAAGUUCGUGUUUUAACACGAUCUCGGGCAAAGGCACGAUUAGUUUUUCCUGCUGAGAAAUUUCCUGAAAUUCUAAUUGCUGAAGAAGAAGAGUGGGAAAAAUGCAUUCAAGGCUCAAAUGGUGUUGUUAACCUGGCUGGAAUGCCCAUAAGCACAAGGUGGUCUUCAGAGAUUAAGAAGGAAAUAAAGAAAAGCCGGAUCAAUGUUACAUCGAAGAUUGUAGGAAGUAUAAACCGCACUAAUCCAGAUUUUCGGCCUUCAGUUUUGGUCAGUGCAACAGCCAUCGGUUAUUAUGGGACGAGUGAAACUCAUAGUUUCGAUGAGACAAGUCCAUCAGGAAAUGACUAUCUCUCAGAGGUGUGUAGAGAAUGGGAAGCAAGGGCUAGUGAAGUAGAUAAUAAUGUUAGAUUGGUGCUUAUUCGUAUUGGCAUUGUUCUUGGCAAGGAUGGUGGUGCUCUAGCUAAAAUGAUCCCCCUAUUUAUGAUGUUUGCUGGAGGUCCUCUAGGUUCUGGAAGGCAAUGGUUCUCUUGGAUUCAUCUAGAUGAUUUAGUGAACCUCAUAUGUGAAGCUCUAACAAAUCCUUCUUAUAAAGGUGUAAUUAAUGGAACUGCACCAAACCCAGUUCGGCUGUCGCAGAUGUGUGACCACCUGGGCCAAGUAAUCGGUCGCCCCUCUUGGUUGCCCGUACCGGAGUUUGCGCUCAAAGUAGUCCUUGGCGAAGGCGCCUCAGUUGUUUUGGAAGGUCAAAAAGUGCUUCCUGUAAGAGCGAAGGAAUUAGGGUUCUCAUUUCAGUACCCUUAUGUUAAAGAAGCACUAAAGGCCAUCGUGAAAGAGCUGUGAUUGGAAAAUUUAUUUCCCGUGUAUCAUUUACUUAUUCUUUCUUAUAAAGUUCUUCCAUGAACAUGGACAACUAUUCACAAUUACAUCAAUGAUGCUUAACGAUGCUUAUAUAUUGAUUAGUUAAGCUAAAGGGUGAUUUGUAUUUUUGCCUAUUUAAGUUCCCAAAUAUUUGUUAGUUUCUUAA